This is a messenger RNA of Kazachstania africana CBS 2517, 1683 nucleotides long. RefSeq names its product dynein intermediate chain (gene PAC11). NCBI's taxonomy places the organism in Eukaryota, Fungi, Ascomycota, Saccharomycetes, Saccharomycetales, Saccharomycetaceae. Bases 1 to 1683 code for a protein of 560 amino acids. The record is from RefSeq and is a predicted model, not a curated record. Gene Ontology annotation, molecular function: dynein heavy chain binding; dynein light chain binding. Gene Ontology annotation, biological process: transport along microtubule. The transcript has a single exon. Gene Ontology annotation, cellular component: cytoplasmic dynein complex.
AUGGAUAGGUUAAAGGAAUUGGAGGCUAAGAGGCGACAAUUGGAUGAAUUAAGAGCCAAGAGGAAGCAGUAUGAUUUGUUGGGCCAAAAUUCUCCGACUUCUAGGGAGCCGAAGACUAUUGAAAUGAUCAAUGUGUCAAUUCAGACUGAUAAUAUAGGAGCAGACACAAACGAGGCCGUUGCAGCUCCCCAGAAGGACGUUAUAACAUAUGAUAAAGCUAUCCAGACGGUAGAUUUUGAAUCCAUGGCAGUUUCAGUUCCUGAGAACGAUAAUGAAGGUGAGGGUCAGGAGGAUGAAAAUAUAAUAGAGGAAGAGGAAAAAAUGAUACCUGAUGAGGAGUCAAACCAGAGUGCAUCCUUUAAAGGCUUGAUGCCUCUCACUAUAGAAGGUGAAGCAAAUUCGAUACUGAUUAAGCCACUAAAUAUAGAGAAAGUUCAUGUUUCUAAAUCAAAUGUGUCAGGAAGCAUCCGAAAAUUGACUAAAAUUGAAAACGAUGAAAUUAGUGAGGUAGAUGCGUACUGUAUGACAAUAGAUCACAAUACUACGAAUAACUCGUCAUUAUUGGUUUAUCAAAUUCGCGGAAAUGUAAGGACCGUUAACAAAUCUAUCGUCUUGGUUGUAGAUGAAGAUGGUAAUGUUAUUGACAAGAUAGAAUUUUUGGGUCAAUUGGUUUCAUUUGGGUAUUUCCUGAAGUUCAAUAUUACAGGCAAUUAUAUGUCCAUGAUAUUAGUGACUCUACGGGGCAAGACAAUACUGUAUGAAUUGUAUGUGAACGAAAAUGGGGAAUGGACAAGAAAUUUAAUCAUUAGAAAUUAUUUCAAUUCUAUGGUCUGGGGAUUCCACGAAAGUGAAUAUAGAUUAAUUUUUGGAGACAUUGACGGUCGAUUGAAAAUUCUGAAUUCAAUGGACCUCAGUAUAUAUAAGGACGUAACGAAUUUGAAUUAUUCCAAUGGUAUUGAUAGUGCUGUAAUAAGUGUUGGAAAAACCAGAAGUGAAAAUGCUAUAUUCAAUGAGCAAUUGAAACGAUCGGAGUUGCUCGAUUUCGGGUUGAAUGUAAUGUGUAUUUGUCUGUCGCCAUUUAAUGAAGAUUGUUUAUUUAUAGGUUGCGAAGAUGGUGGUAUUUAUAAAGUGUUACUUAACGAUAUUACAAGUGACAAUCACUUAUAUGUGUCCAAUGACAACAACGGGUUCCUUCCACCGUAUGAAGGAGGAGUAGAAGACGAGGAUAAUGACGGCGUACUGUUCCAUUCAGGACCCGUGACGACACUUUCCAUGAAAGACAAUGGUCUAAUGAUAUCAAGCGGUAUGGAUUGGCGCGUCAAAUUAUGGGAUACGCAGACCAACCUAAAAUUGGAUGAAAUUGAUGUUGGUGAUCCAGUAAUAAAGAGCGAUUGGAUAAAGGUACCAAACAAGCUAAUGACCAUUUCUAUGACGAAUGACAAGAUACUGAUCAUUGAAUGGUUCUUCCAAAAAAAUAAUGACACGAGACUCCCGACGUGGGAAAGAACGACCCCAGUGUGUCACGAAAUUAGAUGGACAAUACAACCAUCUGACCUAGACAGUAAUUUCAAAUUCACAACAUUCCAUAGUACAACAUCGUUGACACCUUCCACUACAUUUCUCAACGUACAGGUUGGAUUCCACGGUAACGAAAUUAGAACAUUCGAAAUUCCGGUCAUGUGA